Molecule: messenger RNA, 5357 nt
Organism: Rhagoletis pomonella (apple maggot)
Lineage: Eukaryota; Metazoa; Arthropoda; Insecta; Diptera; Tephritidae
Product: nuclear pore complex protein Nup214-like
Exons: 11
Coding region: 1-5190 (1729 amino acids)
Biological process (GO): RNA export from nucleus; protein import into nucleus
Cellular component (GO): nuclear pore
Molecular function (GO): structural constituent of nuclear pore; protein binding
Source: RefSeq, a predicted model, not a curated record
AUGGAGCAUGUCAGCGGAAAGUACACAAUCAUCAUCAAUUCGGCGUUCAUUCUACCCGACGUCAUAUAUGCUAAAUCAAAGGGUCUACCUGUACACCUGCGAACUACUAAAUUACCUAAUGCACCCAAUACGCUGGCAUGCAGUGCAGAUGGAUCGAUGUUGGCAGUAAAUUAUACUCUACAAGGUUAUGGGGUUUUGGAUAUAUUUCAUGUUCCGUCAUUUGCUGCUUCUGAUAUUAAAACUUUGUACAGCAUACGUUUACCCGAUCAGAAUGUAUACGCUUUGCAUUUGCUAUGGAACCCAGUGCUCCCGUCAGUGGUUGGCGUAGUCCUUAGUAAUGGUAAUUUCGCUCUUUACACACUUAAAGAUGGUGGCGCAAUUGAGAUGCGAUCAAUUACAAAUCAACAAAUACAAUGCGGUUGCUGGUCGCCGAAGGGAAAGCAAAUCGUUCUCGGUCAUCCCAAUGGAAAGUUGCAACAGUUCAAACCCGACCUCACACCAGUAAAAAGUAUAGUGUGCCCACCAGGUGUACAUCCUGGUCCUUUCGAUACCAUUGCAUUGCACUGGUUAUCCACCUUUCAGUUUGUUGUAAGUUUCUUACAACAAGGGGAGGAAGCAAUGCCGAAUAUGUACAUUGUGAAUGCGCCGAAAGGUGGAACGCCUGUCUAUAUAAAUUACAAUGAUGUGUGCUAUAGUGGGUCUGAACCAAGGAGACAACAAGUUAAUUUCUUGCAUAUUGCGCAGUGGAAUUUGUUAUUGGUAACUUCCGCAAAUGGAGUUGAAAUAGGGCUCUUGGGCACCAAAGAAAACACAGAGCAGCCACAAUGGGUGCAUUAUAUGCUACUAGAUGAAGCACGCAUUGAAAUGCCACUUACUGAGGACAGCGAUGAGACAUAUCCCAUUGGGUUAACAUUGGAUACAUCCCCGAAUCAUCAGUUAACAGUGGGAGAGCAAAAAUUACAAACCAUGCCCGUUAUCCACGUGCUUACAACACACGGUCAUCUGUUGUGUUUUAACUUUUUGAAUUUGACAGCUAACGCUACUAAUAUUUGUUCGCCACCGGCACCAAUUAAUUAUGCAAUGGCAAAAUUUAGUACUUUAGAUGAAAGUUUAAUGAGGGUUAAGGUUUCUAAGAAAGUAGAAAAUGAACGUCAAGAUUUAGAAUUACCAUCAAUUGAUCCACCACCACCUACUCCAACACAAGCGUUUAGCGUUUCAACGCAAAACAAUUUCAGCAAUCAAAAUACAUUUGCUUUUGGCGCGCCAGGAAACCAGAAUUUAUUUUCGGGUGGUUGGGACCAAAAGAGUCAAGGUGUUAAAAUCGGAGUGGCCACUACUAAUAAUGAAUCGCAAUCUAAUUUGUUAAACAAACCAUUGGUGCAAACUGCACCCAUUGCUAACAAUGCGCAAAUAAAAACUACACAACCAGCAGAAAUUUUCAAGCCUCUAUAUACUGUCUCGCCAGAGUUUGCGCCACCACCAAUUCAAGCACAGCAGCUGUCUCAACAGAAUUCAGUUCAAAUCGACACAGCUGGAAAAUCAAAAGCACAAAUGUUGAAUUUAAACGAAACGAAUAGUGUAAUACAACAAAUGAUAGUAAUGCAAAUGAUGGCUUUUGAAAAAGAAAUAACGCAACUUGGUCAAAAGUCAAAACUCGCACUAAAUGAAGAUCCAAGUGUUAUGAAGAGUUAUAGUAAACGUCUAAUAAAUCUACAAGAAAUCAUUGAACAAGCAAAUGAACGUGACUUUGUGAUGGAUGUUCAAGAUCUUCGACAUUCACUAACGGAAUCAUAUGAAAUGCUAAACGAGUGUCGUACUAAAUUGGAAAUGUAUAAAAAUCCAGAUGAAGCUGGUUUUAAAUAUUUAUCAUUAUAUGACUGCGUAAGUCAACGUCAAUUGAAGAGUCUACAAGGCUAUCUUGCCAUUAAUCAAGGUAUAAUGAAACGCCUUGAAGAACAAAUGGACAUACAGUGGACUUAUUAUCAGGACUUGGUGCGACGCAAUUCCAAGUCUCAAAUGCGCAUACCAUGCCUAGAUGGCAUCUAUCAACAAAUGACUAAAUUGAAAAACUUAAUAACACAGCAGCAGACGAAAUUGCAUUAUAUAAAAUCGACUAUCAAGCAAAAAAACUUGGGCAGUGGCAGGGUGAGCAAAAGUACAUUGAAUACGCUGGAGAUGAAAUCAGAUGCCGGUAUCGCGUCCUUAGCAGAUUCUAUACUUUCGAUGAGUAUGCACAAUAUCACAGAUGUAAAGACUAAUAAAUUAUCCGAGAGCAAAUUAAACGCUCUACGUAAUUUUACAAAUCAACAAGUAAAGACAACAAUAAUCAAACCUCAACGCCCAAAUCGUGUUCAACUAACAUCUGAGGUUAUUUUGGAAACGAAACAGCUAAUUAAGAGAAAAGAGUCCAAAGAGAAGGAAGCCAAAGUUAUUAAAGCAAUUGAAAAAGCGAGUGAGGCCCAGGAAAAAGAGAAGGCUGUAACUACAUUUAAAUCGACACAACCCAAGCAACCACAUGAGCCACAGUUCCAGCUUACGAAAACACCUUCAACAAUCGGACUUUUUGGCAAUUCACAGACUUCUGCAGCAACAUUUACACAAGCAAAAGAUGCUAAUUCAACGCAGUCUGUGCAAAAAAACAAUGCGCCAUUUUCGACGCUUAAUUUUACCAGCAGCAAUAUGUUUUCAAAAACUGAGUCAGCCAAGGGUGAAAAGAUGCCUGAACUAUCGAAAUUCAUCGGGAAUGUCAACACUUUCAAAUCCGAUGCUGUUGAGAGCAAGACUAACGAAUCUAGCAUGAGUGAAAAAUCCACUCCUGCAGGACCUAACUUUUCGUUCAUAUCAAAAAGCGAUGCAGUUGAUGCCAACAAACCGCCGAUGAGCACAUUUAACAUUGGAUCAAAAGGAUUUACCGGGUUCGGACAAGAGUCGACCGCGAAUACCAAUGCAAAUACAACAUUUAUCAAUCCAAGUAAAACGGUUGAUUCAAAUACCGCCAACCAAAUGAACAGCACAUCGAAAUCGUUUAGUUUUGGCAACACUUUUAGUGCUCUAACCGAUUUAAAAAUUGGAGCAACGCAAACCCAAUCGAAUGUGCCACCCGCUACGAGUUUACCCGCUGCAACCGCAAAUAUAUUUGGCACAACAACUGUUCAAUCUACCCUUUUCAAUAAACAGAAUGAGAAUCAAUCCUUUGCUAGUUCAGUACAUACGUUUUCAGGUGCAACAAGUACUCCCAGUUUAGGAAAAAGUGAAGCUAUGCCAACGAAAAGUACGUCUGAAGCUGCUGUUCCAGCAAAGGAUGUCACUAAAUCGGGACAGGUUGCUACAGCGAGCGAUAAUGAGGAAAUGAUUUUGAAACCUUUAAAUAUCUGCAAGCCCACUGCAAAGGAAGCGGUGAAGCCAAAAGAGGGCACUGUGUUUUCCUUUAGCUCAAAUAGUGAGAAUAAUCCCCAAGGCGCUUUUCAACCUAUGCCCGACUCCACAACGUCGUUGUCACUGCCUAAAGUUACUGAUACAACAUCAUCGACAACUGUAACGUCUACGCCAUCAAUAUUUGGCAAAAGCGUAGCAACAACAGAAACGUCAUUAUUCCCACCAUUCAACGCCAACAGCACAAAUGUCUCUACUUUUGGUGUUGGUGGUGUUACUGGCAUUGGCUUCGGCACAGCACCUAAUGUAUCUGCGCCAGUGGCGAGCUCUAUUAGCGGUACAGGCGCUUCCGCGUUCUCCUUUAGCAACUCAACCGUGUUCAAGCAAUUGCACACAUUUGAAAAACCUACAACUACAAGCACUCCGACUUCUUCUACCGGCUUAAGCACUACACCUGCAAUAGCAAAUGCGCCAACAGUUCCUGCCACAACAACAAUAGUUACUGCUUUUACGACCACAACAGCUGCAGCAACUGUCCCAUCAGUUGCUACCACUUCAGCACCGAUACCUGCCACUACUUCAUCAGCCGCAGCAACCACAAUUGCCACACCCACACCUGUUUCUUCAGCAGCAAUAGGCGCAGCUACGGGUGCAUUCUUUUCUGCGAUUGCCGCUACAAAAGCAACGGGCGAUUCUUUAUUUGGCUCUUUAGGACAAUCAACGCCUGCUGCAAGUUCCGUAAGCACUGCAUCUAAAAUUGAAAAUGUCACUCAACCAGCAGGCAAUGCAUCGGCGUUCGGAGGUUUGCCUUUGGGUGGUCAAGCGCCAGCAAGUGGUGGUAGUAUUUUUGGUAACGCUGGAAGCGGUUUUGGUGCUACCACGGCUGGCAUAUUUGGCGCUACAGCUGCUGCUACCAUGCCUACCAACCCCUCUAGUGCAAAUACUUCCUCGGGUUCAAUAUUUGGCAACAGCGCCGUUAAUAGUGGUGAUAACACAUCCGCAUCGAUUUUCGGUAACAUCCCUGCCAAGCCAGCUGAAGCUAGUGCGGGAUCGAUAUUUGGCAAUGCAGCUGCUAAGAGUGCAGAAAAUACUGGAGGAUCUAUAUUUGGUAGUGGCGCUGCAAAGAGUCCGGAGAAUGUCAACGUUUUUGGUUCACCAACAUCAGUUGGCACGGCCGCAAGCAGUGGCUCGAUAUUCGGGCAAAACUCUUUGGGUCAAUCGAGCGGUAGCAUCUUUGCUGCGGCAGCCAGCAAACCGGAAUCUACAUCCACCGCUUCAGGAUUUAGUUUUGUUGGCUCGGCUUUCGGUAGUGCUGCUAAAAGUACCGCCGCAACGGGAGGGUCUAUUUUCGGUGGUGCUGCAGCUGUAGCACCCGACUCGCAACAAUCAAACAUUUUUGGCUCACCAACAAGUGGUUUUGGUGCAGUAGCCACAUCACCGUUUAGUUCAUUCUCACAGGGCGGGUCAUCAGUGUCAAGCACUGGUUUUGGUUCACCCACACAGCAGCCGCAAGGAGGUGCCUUUCCGCGUAAUGUAUUCGGUGCCGCGCCCUCCUUUGGCAGCCCGCCUGCGUUCGGCGCUCAGCCUAGCUUUGGGGGUGCGCCUACUUUUGGCAGCCCCAAAGGAUUCGGAACAUUUGCCACACCACCUUCUAGCUCAUUUGGUGCGCCAACAGCACAGAGUAGCAAUAUAUUUGAAGCUUUGGGCUCCACAGACACAGGCUUAUCUUUUGGCAACUUGGCACAAACUACAAAUCCUCCACCAAAUGCCCCUAAACCUAUGUUCGGCGGCUCUUCCUUCAUGAACUAUCGAGCAUAAGCGUGGUGAUGGUAAAACAUAACGUAUUCAACGGUCAAAAUAAUGCUGAGAGUGCUGGCGGUAUUGUCAAAGAUUACAUUGAAAAUACAUACUUGACAGUAGAAAAUAUUUAAAUCAUUGAAAUUCUGCUAUUGAAAAUACACGUAUUACGGGAAUGCAAAAAAAAA